GGUAAAGUUUGACUCAGUGGCUAGGUCUCAAAAGUUGAUGUGAUAUGGAUACUGAAUCGUUAGGUAGUUAUGAAAAGUGAUCUACAAUGCAAUGAUAUUAAGAAAGUCAACAUAGCAGGAACUAUUAUGUACAAAAUACAAUCUUUUAACCCAAACGUCAAGAUAAACUGAUACAAAAUAUUGCAAAAUCACCACUAAUCGCCAUCGCAGAAAAUUAUUUUUAACGCGUUAAUUGUUUCGAAUCUGGUGUGUAAUCUUUAUUCUAUUAUCUCAGUGCGGUAAAUCUUUACUGUAGGCUGGUGAGCAUAAUCGUGUCGUAUUUGCCGUUGUUAUUAUCACCAUUUUAUUAUUUGCAAUGGUCGUUUGUAAAAUCUUGAAGUAAGAACGUCCUGCAUUUACUAGCAACAACAAAGAAGAGCGCAGUUCUCGGGAUGUGAUGGGGCUGUUUUACCCCUAUUCGGAAGAGUCACCUGGGGCUGCUUGCUCCCCAGGGGAGCCAUUCCCCAACAACAGGUGUCGGGGCAGCUCUCAGAACUUUGCUCGCGUACUCUAUACAGCUUUUCACGAGCGAUUCUUGAGGGAGGCGAGAUAUUCUGUGGCGAGUCAUGGCUCUUGGCAAGAUACGAGUGGAGAGCCAGGCUAUCCUGGAUACCUGUGUGAUGUUGGAUACUUGUGUGACGUAGCUGACUACAGUUUGACCGACAAAAUUGAUGUUGGAAGUGAAGUUUUGACCGACAAAAUUGAUGUUGAAAGUGAAGUUAACUGUGGAUUGCUUGUGGUUAAACACUUAUUUAAGUCAGCAAACAAGAAAAGUAUUCACAUGAUAAUUUUAAUCAUUUCCAAAAAAUCACCAGUUUAUCAGAGAGAUAAUUUUCUCGCUCUAUGGCAAAUGAUUGAUGUUGAUUCAAAAUGUUUGGAGAGAAGUAAGGUUCCUGCCAUUUGUCACCGUUAUUGUGGUACGUCCUCUGUUCUGGGGCCUUUACCUGGGAACUCGCAAUGUCGCCACACUCGUCGUAAUCCAACUGAAAGAUCUCGUCGUCGUCGACGAUGCCGUAGAGCUUCCGUUGCACGCCACUUAGCCAUUAUAAAUAACUCCAUUUCGUGCAAAGACGAAACGAUAUUCGACAAAUUGAGCAUUAAGCAAGAUGUUUCUGUGCUCAAAUCUCUAUGUGAGGUCGAUCGACUUCAAGAAAAUUCGAAGCAAGCACCUAAUGUUCACGAGCACCUCCCCUCCGUUGAUCGGACACUUUCCUGCCUCUCCAGUGCUUCUGUUCACGGCUGCGUUUAUAAUAUUAUGAAUAAAUCUGUCUUUUUAUCAUAUCUUGAGUCUCAGUCACACUUGAAAUUAAACAUGGGAAUGGAACGCCGAUUUAUAAAAUUUGUGUCGCGUGAUCCCCAAAGCUCAUUCCUAUAUUCUCUCACUACAUCCAAUGUCACAGAACCUGUAACUUCACCAGUAAGAGUGACCGCAUCUAACAAACAGUCAACGACUGCCGUAUCGCAUGAUAAAGUCGCCUGUUAUACACUCCACAAUACCAGUAACCAAAUGGACCACGAACCCGACCAGUCUCUUCCGGACACGUCGGUUUCUAAAAGAUUAGCGAACAUGCCCACAUGUCAGCCACUGAUGAAGUCACCAGCAGGCAUGCCUGAAUGUCACCCACUAAUAAAGUUACCUGCGCAGCCAGCCUGGAAACGCUUAUCAGGUAACUUGUCCGUCCCCGUCGCUCCCAGCGACGCUUCUUUUUCCGAUCUCGACACCCCCUGCUGCCAGUUGACGGUUCUCAACCGCCGCUCGACGGUUCCCAGACAACGAUCUUCUCGCGGGUUGCGACCUGGUCGGCAAUUAAGCCCACUUCUAGUAUCUCGAAUACGACAAAAUAUCCUGGGCAGUAAAAUGCAGUCUUUGGUCCACCACUGGAUGGUCAUCAUCAUGAUGCUGCUGUUCCCCUGCAUUGCUGCUGCUACCGCCAUCAGAGAGCCGCCGCGGCUGACUGUGCCGCACACAUUCGAGGUGCUGACAGUGCCCCGCGGUGACGACCUCUCCCUCCCCUGCCCCCUCAUCGCCACCCCCGCCCCCAUCUUCGAGUGGUUCAAGGACGGAGAGAGCGUGCCGGACGACGCAGGCUGGGACAGAAUAUCUGUGUCGGAGUCGCUGCUGCGGAUAAGAGAUCUGCAUUUUGAGGACAGAGGCCGCUACGUGUGCACGGCAGUUAACGGUUUCGGCAAACAUAAUUACACCUUCAUCGUCAACGUCAACGAUCCGCUGGCGCCGCCCGCCGUGAGGGACGACGACGAAGGAGCGCCCGUCCUCCUACAGGUUCACCCACCAUCACCUGGUCCCGUCAUCACGAUGAUGGCAGGUCUCAGUCUCGCCCUGAAGUGUCGGGUCGCGGGACACCCCGAGCCUGAGGUCGUCUGGUAUAAGGACGGCUCCCCGGUGUCGGGGGACGGAUCCCCCGCGCUGUCGCGGUCAGGGGACCUACGCGCUCUGCACAUCGCGCGUCUGCACCGCGGCGACGCGGGGCUCUACACCUGCACCGCCACCAACACCCACGGGGCGGUCGCUGCCAACUGGACCCUCAGGGUCCUGGGUGGCGGCGGUGCAUCGUCUUCCCCGACGUUGAUGUCACCGCCGCUCCGCGUGCGUAACGCGAGCGUCGUGGACGGCGACGAGGAGGCCGCGCUGACGUGCAGCGGCGCGUCGGGCUCUAAUACACCUGCAAAGAAAUAUGCUAACAACUGA
This is a messenger RNA of Hyalella azteca, 2746 nucleotides long. RefSeq lists its product as uncharacterized. Gene Ontology annotation, molecular function: cell-cell adhesion mediator activity. Lineage: Eukaryota; Metazoa; Arthropoda; Malacostraca; Amphipoda; Hyalellidae. Gene Ontology annotation, cellular component: axon; plasma membrane. The record is from RefSeq and is a predicted model, not a curated record. Gene Ontology annotation, biological process: homophilic cell-cell adhesion; dendrite self-avoidance; axon guidance. The coding region runs from base 437 to 2746 and encodes 769 amino acids. The transcript is spliced from 8 exons.